Molecule: messenger RNA, 783 nt
Organism: Malassezia restricta
Lineage: Eukaryota; Fungi; Basidiomycota; Malasseziomycetes; Malasseziales; Malasseziaceae
Exons: 1
Coding region: 1-783 (260 amino acids)
Biological process (GO): inositol phosphoceramide metabolic process
Cellular component (GO): inositol phosphoceramide synthase complex; Golgi membrane
Molecular function (GO): inositol phosphoceramide synthase regulator activity
Source: RefSeq, a predicted model, not a curated record
AUGCCGCGCCUCUACUUGCGCAUGCCCAAGUCGAUGGUGACCAAGUAUGUCACCUCGUUCCUUGGGUUCAUGGACAUUAAGGUGGGCUGCCAAAUUAUAUCGCUGUUUUCCCUGUUCAACAAGAUUGCCGGUGUCUAUGGUAUCAUGGCCAUGUUCCAAGGUGGCUCAUUUUCUCAAUUGUCUCUGUACAUAUACUCGAUCGCUACGAUCCCCAUUUUUAUCUGGGGCCUUAAAGUCAUGAGUGAUGAAAAGCAUCAGGCGGCACUAAAAUACGCGCAUCUGUACUUUUUGGACCAUCUCAUUUCUACGGGCUGGAUGGUGCUCUUUGGCUUUUGGUGGUAUGGCUUUGCCCAACACGACGGCCGUCCUAUUUCCAACUCAAGUCAUCAGGCCGAUAUCAUGAGUCUCAUCGAGUCGCUCGAGUCACAUUAUCGCACGCCUGAGCAGAUGGCGCAGUUUCAUCACAGCACGAUUGACGUCAACACUCCUGAAGGCGCUUCUGAAGCCAUGCUACGAGCUCAGCGCGCACGACAAAUCUGGCAAGCAGAACGUGGAUUUGCUGCCUGCGUGCUGAUUCUAGGCUGGGCUGUCAAAAUCUAUUUUGCAGUUCUUCUCUACGCAUACGCACUGCACUUGCGACACGGGACGUACUGGAUGCUGCCCUUGUCCAAGUCACGACGCGCGAAUGCUGUACAUGCCUCUGCCUACCAAACAGUACCGAACGAGAACGACGAGGUUGCGCUACCUACAGAACAAGGUGAUGAAUCCAAAACUCGAUCCUAA